AUGGCCCUCCUCCAACGAGCCCGCAACCUCGCCACCGAACACGAUGCCCUCUCCCGCUCCCUCGAAUCAGACUACGACACAAAGACCGCGCGCCGCAUCGGCGAGCUCUCGAGCGUCGUCACAGCCCUCCGCGAAUGGGAACAAGCGACAAGCUCCAUCGCGGAGCUCAACGGCCUCCUAGGCUCCAAAGACAAGGAACUCCGCGAAAUGGCCGCCGAGGAGCUCGACUCGACAAACGGCCAGCUCUCCGCCCUCUCGCGCAAGCUCUCGGCAUCAUUAACGCCCAAGGACCCCUACGCGCACAUGCCCUGCCUGCUCGAGAUCCGUCCGGGGCCGGGGGGCCUCGAGGGGCGCUUCUUCGCGGACACGCUGUUCAGGAUGUACAAGCAGUACUGCUCGCGGCGGGGGUACCGUGCGCAGGUGAUCAAGUACGAGACGGCCGACGCCGCGGGCGACCAAUCCACCGCGGCGGGCGAGAGCCCGCUCCAGGAGGCCGUCAUCGAGAUCCAGGACCCGGGCGCGUACGACCUGUUCCGCGGCGAGGCGGGGAUGCACCGCGUGCAGCGGAUCCCGGCGACGGAGAAGAACGGCCGCGUGCACACGAGCGCCGUGGCCGUGUGGGUCCUCCCAUCCUUCCAGGAGAGCGGCAGCGGCGACGCGGCCGAGGACAUCAACAACCCGGAGAGCGACUUCUACAUUGACCCGUCCGAGGUGAAGAUCGAGACGAUGAGGGCGCGGGGCGCGGGCGGCCAGCACGUCAACAAGACAGAGUCGGCGAUCCGCAUGACGCAUAUCCCCACGGGAACGGUGGUCAGCAUGCAGGACUCGCGGUCGCAGUCGCGCAACCGCGAGGACGCGUGGAAGCUGAUCCGGUCGCGGGUGGCGCUGAUCCGGCGCGAGGCGAGGGAGGAGGCGGCGGCGCAGCUGCGCAACUCUGUGCUCUCCAAGCACAAGAUCACGCGCAGCGACAAGAUCCGGACGUACAACUACAACCAGGACCGCGUGACGGACCACCGCGCCGGCAUCGACGUGUAUAACCUCGACGACGUCAUCAAUGGCGGGGAGUCGCUCGACAAGAUUGUCGACAGCGUCAAGGACUGGCUCGUCUCCGGCGACAUUGAGGCCAUGAUGGCGGACGAGGACGCCGCGGCUGCGGCGGAGGCCAAGAAGGCGCAGAAGUGA
This is a messenger RNA of Colletotrichum spaethianum, 1182 nucleotides long. RefSeq names its product putative peptide methionine sulfoxide reductase. Lineage: Eukaryota; Fungi; Ascomycota; Sordariomycetes; Glomerellales; Glomerellaceae. The record is from RefSeq and is a predicted model, not a curated record. Gene Ontology annotation, biological process: translational termination. The transcript is spliced from 2 exons. The coding region runs from base 1 to 1182 and encodes 393 amino acids. Gene Ontology annotation, molecular function: translation release factor activity.